AUGGCUAAGGGCAACAAGUACUCCGUCAUCCUCCCGACGUACAAUGAGCGGAAGAACCUCCCUAUCAUAUGCUGGCUCCUGGAGCGGACAUUUCGCGAGAAUAACCUGGACUGGGAAGUAAUCAUCGUUGACGACGGCUCCCCCGACGGCACGCUCGAGAUCGCCAAACAGCUCCAGAAGGUCUGGGGCGCCGACCACAUCGUCCUGAAGCCACGCGCAGGCAAACUCGGCCUUGGAACCGCCUACGUGCAUGGCCUGCAAUUCGUGACCGGAAACUACGUGAUUAUCAUGGACGCCGACUUUAGCCACCACCCCAAGUUCAUCCCGGAGAUGGUGCGCAUCCAAAAGGAGACCGACGCCGACAUCGUCACGGGCACGCGCUAUGCUAGCCGCGAGAACAUCCAAGGUGGUGUGUACGGGUGGGAUCUGUUCCGCAAGUUCACGUCGCGCACGGCAAAUUUGAUUGCUGAUGUCAUGCUCAUGCCCGGCGUUAGCGACUUGACGGGGAGCUUCCGGUUGUACAAGAAGAGUGUGCUGGAAAAGGUCAUUUCUAGUACGCAGAGCAAGGGCUACAGUUUCCAGAUGGAGAUGAUGGUCAGGGCUAAGGCGAUGGGGUACAAGGUUGCAGAGUGUCCGAUUACGUUUGUGGACCGGCUGUAUGGAGAGAGUAAGCUCGGAGGCAGUGAGAUCGUGGAGUAUCUCAAGGGCGUCUUUAACCUCUGGCUCAAGGUUUGA
Aspergillus mulundensis is the source of this 735-nucleotide messenger RNA. RefSeq names its product dolichyl-phosphate beta-D-mannosyltransferase. Gene Ontology annotation, molecular function: dolichyl-phosphate beta-D-mannosyltransferase activity. Gene Ontology annotation, biological process: GPI anchor biosynthetic process; protein O-linked glycosylation via mannose. Gene Ontology annotation, cellular component: endoplasmic reticulum membrane. NCBI's taxonomy places the organism in Eukaryota, Fungi, Ascomycota, Eurotiomycetes, Eurotiales, Aspergillaceae. The coding region runs from base 1 to 735 and encodes 244 amino acids. The transcript has 2 exons. The record is from RefSeq and is a predicted model, not a curated record.